Molecule: messenger RNA, 2411 nt
Organism: Mya arenaria
Lineage: Eukaryota; Metazoa; Mollusca; Bivalvia; Myida; Myidae
Exons: 4
Coding region: 78-851 (257 amino acids)
Source: RefSeq, a predicted model, not a curated record
CUCACAGUCUGGUAGUAUUCAGGAAGUUAUGACAAAUACGAUGUAUAUGUACAUCGUUUGGUGAAUGUUUAAAUAAAAUGGUGGAUUGUUUAUAUUUUACAAUAGGAAUCGCGUUGAUAGUUCCUUUUGUGGGCGCGGCGAAUUACACGUGUGAAGAUGGAUCAUUGAAUGGACUAAACUGUUCUACCGGUUGUUGCUCUCGCAACGUUUCAGCAGGCAUUUGGAAAUGUUGUAGCAGAUAUGAUGGCUAUAACCCCCCUGCUAGAGGUAGGAUUGUGUUCAUUGACAUAGGAAUCAGCAUCGGGAUUGUGGUCAUUUUAUCCGGCUCAAUCUGCUGUUGUAUAUGCUGUUUGAAGAAGUUACGUAGAAAACAAAGACACACAGAACAAACGGAAACAGCGUCUGUAUGUCAGCAACCUGACCGAGCCCAGCCUCUUCAGCCUCUUCAGGCCAUUUCAUGCACUGUCGUUAGAGACCACAUAGCGAUGCAGGAUCCACCACCUUAUGAACUAUUGGGAGCUAAUUGUUCUAGCGAGCCAUUACAAGUCGUUAAUAUGCAGUCGGUCAUUUACGAAAGAAACGGCAUAGGGAAGCCACCGCCUUAUGAAUUACGGAGAGAUAAUUAUUCUAACGAGCCAUCCCUUAGAACUUUUCGAACCGGAAACAUGGUCCAGAGCUCCACCCUCAGCAACCGCAUAGCGGAGCCACCGCCUUAUGAAUUAGGGAGAGAUAAUUAUUCUAACGAGCCAUCCCUUCAAACCGGAAACAUGGUCUCGGGCACUGCUCUAAGCAUCUGCAUGGCGGAGCCACCGCCUUAUUCAGAAGUGAUUGCAAAUUGUAAUUACCCUUGAUUCAUGCUGUUAGUUCCGAAACAUUAAUUUAAACAGAAUUAUAUUGACAAAAGAGAGGAGACUUAACUUGUGUUGCUUAAAGCCUGUCGAGUAAACGAAACGUCUUUCCUUAGUUGUCCUCGAACUUGUUACGCGAACAUCAAUAUCUAGAUAUAUUCUAUUCGAUUAUGUAAGCUUAUUUAUACUCGCACUCAAUCCUUCCCAUUUGGUGAGUUAAGAUUGUUAGUCAAUUUAGGUUUUAUGGAGCAUUGUGCACAUACAGUGUAACCCUGGUUAGAGCUACCCUGGUUCUUUAACGUGCACCAGUGUAUUGCACUGUUACACGGGGCUCCAAUUUAUUGUACCUCCCGGAAGACGAUUAGUAUUUUAGUGAUGCGACGGGGAAUCGAACCUGCGACCCCUGGAUUUAUAGUCAAGUGUGUUACCAAUAGACCACGGAUCCGCCACAUUCUAUUUGACCAACGCACGUGAUUAAUAAAUGACCGGAAGUACAUAUUAACAUGAGAUUCGAAUGUAAAAGUCGGUUACCGGGAUCGCUAGGAUAACUACCACUAAUAGUGAAAUGGUUGCAUUGUAUGCGAUGCAUGCUAUUGACGUUAUUUAUAAAUGAGUUGAAUGAUUAUAUAGAAAGAUGUGGGACACAUGAUGUUCAGCUGUCUCCGUCCGAUAUAGAAGUGUUCCUUAUUAUGUUUGCAGAUGAUGUUGCUCUAUUGUCGGAUACAGUUAUCGGUGUGCAAAGGCAGUUGAAUUCCCUUUAUUUAUUUUGUUCUGAUAAUAAAAUGCAAGUAAAUAUUAAUAAGGCAACAAAAUGGUAUUUAAAAGAGGUGGGCAGUUAUCUCGAAAUGAAAAGUGGAACUAUAAUAUGAAGCCAUAUAGGUAGUAUCAGGGUUUACAUAUGUGGGGAUAUAUUUUGAUGAGUAGUACAUUGUCAUUGUUUAAAAUGUCUGAGAGCACUGCUCUAAAGAAAGCUUUACAUUGCCUGCUUAAAGGCAUUGAUUCUUUUAUCUUUUGUUAACUCUAGUGUGUUUUUUAAAAUGUUUGAUACAAAAAUACCACCGAUUAUGCUAUAUGGUGCUGAACUUUGGGGCAUGACCCCAAUGAAUGUUAUUAAAAAUAUGCACGUGUAUGCUUGUAAAAGGUUUUGAAUAUAUCAUUUAAAGCAUGCAAUGAUGCGCUUUUGGGUGAUCUAGGGAGUUUUCUUUUACAUAUUCAUGCUUCUAAACGACGUCUAAAAUAUUGGUUUAAAAUUUUAAAACUUCCUCAUGAUAGAUAUGUAAAAUUGUGUUAUAAUAUGAUGAAAUUGUAUGAUAGUUUAGGUUAUGAAAACUGGGUUACUAUUUUACGCAUGAAUUUGCAUAAAAAUGGUUUUGGUUAUAUUUGGGAAGACCAGUAUGUUGAAAACGAAUGUGUUUUUCUUAAUGAGUAUGUUACUAGAAAAAGGGAUCAGCAUCUUCAAACAUCUUCAAACAUGGAGUCAUAAGUGUGCAGAAAACAUGAAACUUAAUAAUUUUUAUGUGCAUGUAAAAUCGUGCUUAAGUGUAAAUAAAUAUGUGAACUGUA